Ostrinia nubilalis (European corn borer) is the source of this 998-nucleotide messenger RNA. RefSeq names its product brachyurin-like. The transcript is spliced from 5 exons. The record is from RefSeq and is a predicted model, not a curated record. Gene Ontology annotation, molecular function: serine-type endopeptidase activity. Gene Ontology annotation, biological process: proteolysis. The coding region runs from base 40 to 912 and encodes 290 amino acids. NCBI's taxonomy places the organism in Eukaryota, Metazoa, Arthropoda, Insecta, Lepidoptera, Crambidae.
ACGUCUUUGGUUUACGCACCGCAGUUGCUGUCCGUCAUUAUGAAGUUCCUGGUCGUCCUUUUGGCAGUGGCCUCCUUGGCCCAUGGCAAAGUGGUUGUCCCCGACAACCAUACUGCCUUUGGAUACCUGAAGAACUCCAUCGCCGAGGCUGAGAAGAUCCGCGUGAGGGAGGAGCAGUACUUACAGCAACAGAGAAUUGUCGGAGGUGUGCCCGCUGGCUUGGGACAAGUCCCCUUCCAGGCUGGUCUGCUCCUCGACGUCAUCGGUUUCGAAGGCAGAGGCGUGUGCGGCGGCUCUCUAAUCAGUGCGAACCGCGUGAUCUCCGCCGCCCACUGCUGGGCUGACGGUCAGAACCAGGUCUGGAGGGUCGAGGUCAUCCUCGGCUCGGUGACCCUCUUCACCGGCGGCAACAGGCAAUUCACCAGCGUCUUCAUCAACCACCCCAGCUGGUUCCCUCUGUUGGUCCGUAAUGACGUCGGUGUGAUCUACCUGCCUACCAGCGUUACCUUCAGCAGCACCAUCGCCCCCGUGUCCCUGCCCCAGGGCGCUGAGCUGGAGGAGACCUUCGCUGGCGAAUCCGCCAUUGCUUCGGGCUUCGGACUCACCGUUGACGGUGGUUCAAUCAGCUCCAACCAGUUCCUGAGCCAAGUCAGACUGAACGUUCUCAGCAACAGCGUGUGCAGAUUCGGCUUCCCGCUGAUCCUGCAAGACAGCAACAUCUGCACCAGCGGCAUCGGCGGCGUCGGCACCUGCAGUGGUGACUCUGGCGGCCCUCUCUACAUCACCAGGGGCAACAGGAAUGUCCUGAUUGGUGUGACCUCCUUCGGUCUUGCCCUGGGCUGCCAGGUGAACUUCCCCGCUGCGUACGCGCGUGUCACCUCCUUCGUGCCGUUCUUCAACGAGCACCUGUAAACAACAUCUUAAGUGAUGACAAAAUAACACCAAAUAAUUAUAACCUAACUACAGUCAGUGAUUUACAAAUAAAAAUCAAAGUUCAA